AUGGCGGUUCGCUUGUGGGCCGCCUCCCCGCGCACGCUAAUCGCCACGGCACGCCGGCUCCGGCCCGAGCUCGUGCCACGCCACGCCGUGGCAGCUGCGUACAGCGCUGUCGCGGACGUCUGCGUCCAGAGGCUGGGCGCCACUGCUGCAGAGGCGGAGAAGGCGGAGGCGAGGCUGCUCAACGAGCCAGCUAGAUGGAGGGCGGAGCGGAUGUGCGACGCGCUGGAGGCGAGGCUGGGCUUGAACGAGGCGGAGCUCAAGAAGGUGGUGCUGAGGCUGCCUUCGGUGCUGGGCUUGAGUGUCGACGAUACCGUGUUACCAAAGCUCGCUGCGUUGCAGGAGCGGCUGGACCUGAGCGAGGCGGAGCUGAAGAAGCUGGUGCUGAGUCUGCCUGCGGUGCUGGGCUACAGCAUUGUGGCGAACGUACUUCCAUCCCUGGCGGCACUGCAGUCAAGACUGAGCCUGAGCGAGGUGGAGCUGAAGAAGCUGGUGCUGAGGCGGCCUUCGGUGCUUGGCUACAGCGUCGAGGCGAACCUGCUGCCGUCGCUGUCAACGCUGCAGUCGAGGCUGGGUCUGAGUGAGGCGGAGCUGAAGAAGGUGGUUCUGAGUCUGCCUGCGGUGCUGGGCUACAGCAUUGUGGCGAACGUGCUGCCGUCGCUGUCGGCGCUGCAGUCGCGACUGGGCUUGAGCGAGCUGGAGCUGAAGAAGGUGGUGCUGGGGCGGCCUCAGGUGCUGAGCUACAGCACCGAGGCGAAUGUGCUUCCAUCGCUGUCGGCGCUGCAGUCACGGCUUCAGCUGAGCGAGGCGGAGCUCAAGAAGGUGGUGCUGCAGCUGCCUUCGGUGCUGGGCUACAGCAUCGAGGAGAACGUGCUGCCGUCGCUGUCGGCGCUGCAGUCGCGGCUUCAGCUGAGCGAGGCGGAGCUCAAGAAGGUGGUGCUGCAGCUGCCUUCGGUGCUGGGCUACAGCAUCGAGGAGAACGUGCUGCCGUCGCUGUCGGCGCUGCAGUCGCGACUGGGCUUGAGCGAGGCGGAGCUGAAGAAGGUUGUGCUGAGGCUGCCUCCGGUGCUGGGCUACAGCAUCGAGGCGAACCUGCUGCCAAAGAUCGACUGGCUUCAGUGCGAGACCAACCUGUCCGACGACGAGCUGAGACACAAGCUCGUGACGCAGUCGGUGAUGCUGGGCUAUAGCUUGAGUGACCGACUGCAGCCGCGGGCGGCGCUGUGCGACGAGCUUGGCGUCUCGCGGUCACUUCUGUGGACCUACUCCUCGCGCACGCCUGAGGCGUUCCGCGAGGCGUGUGAGAAGGCGGCGCGAAGGAGCGCAGGGGUUUAG
Molecule: messenger RNA, 1332 nt
Organism: Emiliania huxleyi CCMP1516
Lineage: Eukaryota; Haptophyta; Isochrysidales; Noelaerhabdaceae
Exons: 1
Coding region: 1-1332 (443 amino acids)
Biological process (GO): regulation of DNA-templated transcription
Molecular function (GO): double-stranded DNA binding
Source: RefSeq, a predicted model, not a curated record